GCCUGCUGACGGGUUCCAUCGGAUGGGGCUGCCGUAACGAACGCAUGUAAAAUACCUUCUGUCUUGGUGUAGCUGUCCGUACCGAGAGCUAGUCGCGUCUGGCGGACCUUCGCCUUUUUAAAAACUUUAAAAAAAAAAGUUCGUCAUCCCGGUCUGUCAUGUGACGCCCGACAUGGUUCCUUGCCCCAGCGCUGAAUAGACUCAGUUUGGGCUUGUGUUGAGGACUCUCGGGAAUCGUUCUGCGCUUCGUUUGGACGAAGAUGGAGGUGAACCGCCUGGACUUCUACAUCGGCCUCUCGCUGGCCGUCUCCUCCAGUGUUUUCAUCGGAGCCAGCUUCAUUUUGAAGAAGAAGGGGCUGCUGCGACUGGCCAGGACGGGCUCCUUGAGAGCAGGUCAAGGUGGUCAUGCGUAUCUGAGAGAAUGGCUGUGGUGGGCUGGACUCAUAUCAAUGGGAGCUGGAGAGGCCGCGAACUUUGCUGCGUAUGCGUUUGCACCAGCAACUCUUGUAACACCUCUUGGAGCGCUGAGUGUUCUAGUCAGUGCCGUCCUGGCCUCCUACUUUCUCAACGAGCGCCUAAACAUCCACGGGAAGAUCGGCUGUCUCCUGUGUAUUCUGGGUUCCACCGUGAUGGUUCUUCACGCUCCACAGGAGGAAGAGGUCGCCUCGCUCGCCGUCAUGGCGGAAAAACUCAAAGACCCAGGUUUUAUCGUGUUCGCUGUGUGCGUAGUGGCGAGCUGCCUGGUCCUUAUCUUCACUGUGGCCCCGCGCUUCGGUCAGAAGAAUGUGCUGGUCUACAUCCUCAUCUGCUCCGUGAUUGGCUCCCUCUCUGUGUCCUGUGUCAAGGGGCUGGGUAUCGGCAUUAAGGAGCUCUUUGCAGGGACAGCAGUGCUGAAAGAGCCUCUGUUUUGGUCCCUCGUCGUCUGCCUGAUUCUCUGCGUCAGCAUCCAGAUCAACUACCUGAACAAAGCUCUGGAUAUUUUCAACACCUCCAUCGUCACGCCCAUCUACUACGUCUUCUUCACCAGUGCAGUCAUGGCCUGUUCUGUCAUCCUCUUCAAGGAGUGGCAGAGCAUGACCGUUGACAGGGUGGUGGGAACCAUCAGUGGAUUCUUCAUCAUCAUCUUGGGGAUCUUCCUCCUCCAUGCUUUUAAGGACAUCGUCUUCAGCUGGGACUCCAUGCCGAUGUACCUGAGAAAAGGGCAUCAGUGGCUGCCGGGAGGUCAGCAUGCGUACAUGCCUCUGCAGAGUCAAAGCAGCCAGUCGGAGGAUGAAGUGAAGCUGCCAGCAAGCCAAGCUGAGGACCAGUGAAACUGUCAACAUCAUUCUGAACUGUGUCACAAAAAGAUUUUGUCGCGUUGUAGACCAAUUUUUUGUGUGUGUUUUGUUUUAAUAUUUAUGAUUAUUCAUAUUUAAAAGACUGGUGACCUUGACAAUAUUUCACUUUCAUGACGGUCGUCUUCAGUGCAUGGAUAAAGUCAUAUCCUGACAUGAAAAAUGGCCUCUCAAACACCCUGUUUUGAAGAUGCAAGAUCAGUUUGGAUGCUUCGGGAAUGUUCUUUACUGCGAGGGGUGAUGUACCAUUGACAACAGGCUGUGCCACAAUUUAAGUAUUUACAAAGUGCAGUUUGGCAAGUGGAUGUAACUGUUUUGAAUUUCUGUUUAUUGCAUAUG
Molecule: messenger RNA, 1673 nt
Organism: Synchiropus splendidus (mandarinfish)
Lineage: Eukaryota; Metazoa; Chordata; Actinopteri; Syngnathiformes; Callionymidae
Exons: 5
Coding region: 261-1310 (349 amino acids)
Biological process (GO): magnesium ion transport
Cellular component (GO): membrane
Molecular function (GO): magnesium ion transmembrane transporter activity
Source: RefSeq, a predicted model, not a curated record